Messenger RNA from Tachysurus vachellii, 2829 nucleotides. RefSeq names its product pellino E3 ubiquitin protein ligase family member 2 (gene peli2). Gene Ontology annotation, biological process: regulation of Toll signaling pathway; protein polyubiquitination. NCBI's taxonomy places the organism in Eukaryota, Metazoa, Chordata, Actinopteri, Siluriformes, Bagridae. The transcript is spliced from 6 exons. The record is from RefSeq and is a predicted model, not a curated record. Bases 286 to 1614 code for a protein of 442 amino acids. Gene Ontology annotation, molecular function: ubiquitin protein ligase activity; protein binding.
GGGCGAGAGUGAAUGGUACGGUCCACCCCCUACCGUGUAGCUUAAUGUUUUUCCACUUGGCAGAAAGCGGUCGGAACACGAAGUUAGUCGUUUAUUCGAUCAUUCGAAAUGUUUUGUGAGACAUUUUAAGUAUUCAGCCUGUAUCUUACUGUAUGAGAUUACUGAGUUUAUUUAGUAAGACAGGAAAACUUGAGUGGGGGCGGAAAAGAGGGCGGAAAAUGGCCGUUAGCCGCGUCCUUUGAAGUAUUUCCUCUGUGAUCUUUUUCUCUGGAUUAAAGCCACUAAAUGCAGAGCGACGAGCGGCCGCUUAUUGAGCUGAACAGCCUGAUGUUUUCUCCGGGUCAGGAGGAGACCUGUGCACCCACCAAAGAGCCUGUAAAGUACGGGGAGCUGGUUGUUCUCGGGUACAAUGGAUCCCUCCCCAGUGGAGACCGCGGAAGGAGGAGGAGCCGUUUUGCCCUCUACAAGAGAGUCAAAGCCAACGGGGUUAAGCCAAGCACUGUACACAUCCUCAAUAACCCGCAGGACAGCAAGGCUGUAAACUGUAAGGGCCAGCACAGUAUCUCCUACACACUGUCCAGAAACCAGACUGUGGUUGUAGAGUACAGCCAUGACAAAGACACAGACAUGUUCCAGAUUGGUCGAUCGACGGAGAGCCCAAUUGACUUUGUGGUGACAGACACUGUGUCAGGGGGUGUAGACGGCGAGGACUCUCCCAUCACACAGAGCACCAUUUCGCGCUUUGCCUGUCGGGUGGUGUGUGAACGAAACCCUCCGUACACAGCACGCAUCUAUGCUGCAGGCUUUGACUCUUCCAAGAACAUCUUCCUAGGGGAGAAAGCAGCCAAAUGGAAGAAUCCAGAUGGCCAGAUGGAUGGACUGACAACCAAUGGCGUGCUGGUGAUGCAUCCGCGUGGUGGUUUCACAGAGGAGUCCAAGCCUGGUGUGUGGCGAGAGAUAUCUGUGUGUGGAGAUGUAUAUACACUGAGAGAGACUCGCUCCGCACAGACACGAGGCAAAUUGGUGGAUAGUGAGAGUAACGUGCUGCUGGACGGCUCUCUGGUGGACCUGUGUGGUGCCACUCUACUGUGGCGCACCGCCGAAGGUCUCUUUCACGCACCCACCCAGAAGCACCUGGAGGCACUGCGCCAGGAGUUGAAUGCCACGCGACCACAGUGCCCUGUGGGCCUCAACACCUUGGCAUUUCCCAGCAUGCAUCGAUCCAGCCGGCCACUACCCAAUCUUGCCCAACAGCAGGACAAGCAGCCGUGGGUGUACUUGGCAUGUGGGCAUGUGCAUGGUUACCAUGAGUGGGGCCACAGCUCAGAGCGUGAACCUAACGGCAAACGUGAGUGCCCCAUGUGCAGGACUGUGGGGCCCUAUGUGCCACUGUGGCUAGGCUGUGAACCAGCCUUUUAUGUGGACUCCGGAGCACCUACGCAUGCCUUUAUUCCUUGUGGUCAUGUCUGCUCGGAGAAGUCAACCCGCUACUGGUCUGAAAUUCCCUUACCACAUGGUACCCAUGCUUUCCAUGCUGCAUGCCCAUUCUGUGCCACACAGCUCAGUGUCACACAGGGAUGUGCUAAGCUUAUCUUCCAGGGCCCUGUAGACUGAGUGUUCAGGACACAAUUGGGCACAUAAGGAUUGGUAGGACUGUGAUGGAACAGGAAUAAGAACUCAAAAAGAGAGAGAAAAACACUGCAAAGAACUGUUGCACCACACAAACCAUGAAGCCAUGUUUAUGUACUACUUCCAGUGGAAUCUUUAUUCUCCAUCACUGUAAUACCAGUUACCUUGGAGAGAGGCAAAGACUGUUGGCCAUAACAAUGAAGCAGUCUUAUUUAUCAUAUGCUGUUGGAUGAGUUGGUCCACAGGUAUUGUAUCCCAUCAGCACUGUGAGAACACUUUCAGAUGCCCUUUAGAGCAUUUCCUUGAAACACUGUUUUUUAACUACAUAAUGGACAAAGCUGCAGGUGAGUGUAGAAGACACCAUGUUGUAAUAUAUUUAAGUCUUCUGCUUUUUUGGUGAUUGUUUUUCCACUAAUCAAUAGUUUAAUACAGUAUUACAAUUAACAGAAUUAAAAUAUUGACAAUAUUUGCUUUGGACUGAAAGUACCAAAAUUUAGUUUUCCAAAGAUUAAAUGGCUGCUAAAACUGGACUAUUGAAAUCAGCUCUUGCCAGAUCAAGGACAAAAAUAGAACUCUCCCAGUCACUGCUUGAUCACGAAACACAGUUCUGCAUUAUUAAAUUAGGUCUAAGGGACUUGUAGUUCUUAGUCAAUGUUUUUUUUUUUUUUUUUUUUCCUUUUCCUUUUUCGGGCAAUUAACGCCUCUGACCAGUAAGGUUAUCUCUGAUGUAGUGUUUCCAACCCAGGAAUUUUAUUGUACUGUAACUCAUGAACCGUUUUUGUUGCUAUUGAAGGAAGAGUAUGCAGGCAGGGUUGAUCAGGAACAUCUACAUCCCUGUAAGUUACAUACAUAUUCUAUAAGUUGCUUUAAACCAAAACCUUCAUACUUGGUGACUUUGGAAAUUUGACAGCUGUGAAACGAACAGGCUGCUGGCUAUUAAUGAGCCAGUUUCCCAUUUGUUAUUGAUUCCUAUUUUCUCACCAGUGAAAAUGCAGUAACUAAUAGGAUGUGAACAUGUUUUAUAAGGUUGUUUUAAAGUGAAAGAAACUUGUCUUCUAUUUUCUUAACCUUUGUACAGAGAAAGAUUUUUGUUCUAGUAAACUGGGGGGAGGGAGGGGGUUGAUGGUGGUUUAAAUGAAUUUUAAUCUGAUAUGGGAUAAUUGCAUUUUAAAAACAACAUAAAUGAUUUAAUUCAAAGCA